This is a messenger RNA of Phytophthora sojae, 2664 nucleotides long. RefSeq lists its product as hypothetical. The coding region runs from base 1 to 2664 and encodes 887 amino acids. The transcript has a single exon. Gene Ontology annotation, biological process: intracellular signal transduction; protein phosphorylation. The record is from RefSeq and is a predicted model, not a curated record. Gene Ontology annotation, molecular function: protein kinase activity; ATP binding. NCBI's taxonomy places the organism in Eukaryota, Oomycota, Peronosporomycetes, Peronosporales, Peronosporaceae.
AUGACAUCCGCAGUGACCCAUCGAGUGCGCAAUAGUCAGAUCAUCUCGCUUGUCGGCUACAGCGUCUUGUGCUCCUUCUGCGUGCUGCUGCUCGCGUAUCUGCGCGUGAACCGCCAUGUCGCCUUCAAAGGGAAUGCCCAAGCCACCCGCAAAGUCAUUCUACCAGCGUUCGAGCCAUUGUUGUGGAUCCUCGCCGUGUUCACGGGUGCCUUCGUGGUUUUCUUCUUCAUCGCGCUGAACGUGGAGCUAUACACCACCAACUUUCCCGCCAUCCACAGCGAGGUCUUCUACGCCGGUCGACAGUUCGUCUUCGUGCUGGCACUCGUCUUCCUGUGUCAGAAGAGCGUCUCGGUACCCGCACUUCGCCGCGCUGUCGCCAAAUCCAUUUUGCUGGCGUCGUACACGAUCCCCAUAGUGUGGCUUCUCACUCACUUCCUUCCCGACGAGACGACCAUAUUCUACUUCAUCAGGCUCAUCAUUCGUCCAACGCUGUUGAUCUUCGUCGUGUACGUGUGCUUCGUCAACCCGCCGGCAGGUAGAGCGAGCCCACUGGCGCUACGAAUCCACGGCGGGUACAUCAUAGUCUACCACGUUCUCAUCAUCAUCAACACUCUACUCCAGAACUACGCGUCCGAAUCGGGCUCGUUCGCAGCAGCAUCGUACAUGGUGUUGGCAUGGGGGUCAUUGAGCCCACUCUUCAUUUGGAGUUUGCUGCGAGCCGAUACCGAAUACUGGAGGGGUAUGGGCGAGCGUGCGUGCGGGAUUCAGCAAGCAGGCAGUCAAUCGGGGCCGACGCAUUUGGACGAAACCAUCUCGUCGAGUAGAAUCCACACGUUGAUUGAAAUGCACCGAGACUUCCUCAUCGACUUCGCGCAUCUGGAGCUUCGUCGCAAAAUUGGAGCGGGAUCCAGCGCUGCCGUGUAUAGCGGUAAGCUACGACAGCGCAAACCGGUGGCAGUCAAAGUGUACACGCCGACUCGUUUCACGGAAGAGGUCGUAGCUGAAUUUUCGCACGAAGCAGCGCUUUGUGCCUCAUUGCGCCACCCAAACAUCGUCAAGUUCUUCGGGAUGUGCGUCUGCCCUCCGACUAUUUGCCUUGUAUCCGAGCUAUGCCAAGGUUCACUGGAGGAUGUCCUGUACACACAAGCCAAGAAACGUUCCAAGCGCCGGGUAACUCGGUACUUACUAGACCUCGAGGGUGACGUCGCGGAUAUCGAAGCUCUUGACCGGCAGCAAAUUGUCCUGAACAUCGCGUACAUGCUCGACUGCGCUCGCGCUGUCGCCUACGUCCACAGUUUCACCCCGCCGUUCCUGCACCGCGAUAUCAAACCUGCCAACUUCCUGGUAGACAACGAAAGCACCGUCAAGCUCACAGACUUUGGCGAUUCUCGGCGUCUACCACGUGGACUGCCCUCAAGAACUGAAAACACCAAGGCUGAUGAGCCACAGACUUCAAUUGGAACCCUAGCUUCCACCGAUUCUCCAAACCCCACCACCCCGCUGCCAGCUCCUCCACAAAUCAAAAUGACAGUCACCGGCACCUUAAGCUACAUGCCUCCGGAGAUGAUCGGCUGUAGAACGGGAUUGGCGACGUACGGUGAAGCGGCAGACGUGUACUCGUUAGCCAUCACGUUCUGGGAUAUCUUGUAUCCAGAUCGCGAGAAGUACCCGGUCUCGAAUCCAAUGCUCGUGUUCGAGGGCGUCUUGAAUGGUUGUCGUCCACCGCUCGAAGACACCGACCCGACAGACCCCGACGAAGCGUUUAACCCAAAGCUGCGAGAUAUAAUCACAUCGGCAUGGCACAGCGACCCCAGCAUGCGCCCAACAAUGCCACAAAUUGUUGCUGCGCUCGAGUCAAUUCAAGAAGACCUGUUGUCCGUGUUGGCUCAGGAAUUGAGCGACGACUUCGUUCGAUCCGGUACCGGGUGCCACGUAAUUCCCAUGGAGAAAUGUUUCACGGGUGAAUUCAUGGUUGAGCGCUUGGAAGAUCUUGAGGUGAUCGACGCGCGCGGCGAAGGUGUACGGCUGGGUCGUGCAUUGAUGGACGCUGGCUUCUUGCAUCAUCUUCGCCACGAACGGGGUUUUGAAGAUUCCAACUCGAUGUACUUUUUCGACAACAACAACAUCAAUUUGUGCCAGCCGCUGGCUAUGCUAGAAGAGGCAUCAGGAACCUCGCCCGAAUCGGACGACGAACCUUACCCUCACCAGCCCGCGUCAAUGCAAUCCCGAGCCAAUUCCAAGCCUUCCAGACGUUCGAGACUGUUUUCCCACCUGACCCCCACGUUUUCCACAAGCGGUCACCACUCCUCGGGAACUGAAAGUGCUGCCGGGGCAGCACAAGCAGGUGCUUGUGCGUGCCGUCUGCGUGGAAGAAGACAAAAUGUGCCGAGUACGCAUGGCCAUGACCGGCAUCACAAGCAACGUCGGGGAUGGCGAAGAAGCCCAUCUCGACAGCGACUCGAAUCUGCUGGCAGUAGUAGCUGCUGCAGUAACGAAGGCAACGCAAGCUUCGUACUCUCGCCGAAGAGGUGGAAACGGAAGUCGAAGGGCAAGAAGGGGAAUCCACUCACACAUAAACUACUGGAUGAAGCUCAGGACCACACGAUCGACAUUGUCGAUGAAGAAGUAAUGGAGUCGCUCUCACUCGUACGGCCAGCGGCCUAG